This is a messenger RNA of Ctenocephalides felis (cat flea), 1465 nucleotides long. RefSeq names its product lysosomal aspartic protease-like. Gene Ontology annotation, molecular function: aspartic-type endopeptidase activity. The record is from RefSeq and is a predicted model, not a curated record. The coding region runs from base 237 to 1385 and encodes 382 amino acids. Gene Ontology annotation, biological process: proteolysis; cell death. The transcript has a single exon. NCBI's taxonomy places the organism in Eukaryota, Metazoa, Arthropoda, Insecta, Siphonaptera, Pulicidae. Gene Ontology annotation, cellular component: lysosome.
CGUCGGUGUCAAAUAUAUCUGUGCUAUGUCUAUGGCGAAAUUUGUGAUGCAGAGAUUGUUGUGUCACCUUGGGGUCAUUCUAUUUAUCGCAUGAAUCGCAUUAUUAGCAGUUAAUCAGUUAUUGAGAAAAAACACAAACAGUUUCGCUACAUAGCUCUUGUACAAACAAUCUAGUGCAGAAAGUCAAAGUUCUAAAAUUUAAAUAUAUCUGAAACCAUUGUUGUUAUUGUGUCGAGAUGUUAUUUUAUAGCAUUCUAAUCGCUUUAUUAGCUUUUAGUUCGGGAGAAAUUAUACGAGUUCCAUUGUAUAAAAUACAAAGCGUACGUCGUCAAUUGCAAGAUGUAGGAACAGAAAUGAAACAAUUACGUCUUAGGUACGGAGGACCAACUCCUGAACCAUUGUCCAACUAUUUAGAUGCCCAAUACUACGGACCUAUAACUAUUGGUAACCCCCCACAAAAUUUUAAAGUUGUAUUCGAUACUGGUUCAUCCAAUCUUUGGGUUCCUUCAAAGAAAUGCCAUAUGACCAAUAUUGCCUGCAUGCUUCACAAUAAAUAUAACAGUGCUAAAUCUUCCACCUAUGUCAAGAAUGGCACUGAUUUUGCUAUUCAGUACGGAUCCGGAAGUCUUUCUGGUUUUCUUUCCACUGAUACUGUAAACGUUGGUGGACUCGAUGUGGCUAAACAAACUUUUGCCGAAGCUAUGAGUGAGCCUGGCUUAGCUUUUGUUGCUGCCAAGUUUGAUGGUAUAUUGGGAAUGGGAUACAGUUCAAUAUCAGUUGAUGGUGUUGUACCAGUAUUCUACAAUAUGUACAAUCAAGGUUUAAUAUCCGAACCCAUUUUCUCAUUUUACUUGAAUCGUGAUCCCACAGCUCCGGUUGGAGGAGAAAUUUUAUUAGGAGGUUCAGACCCAGAUCACUAUAAAGGUGACUUCACUUAUUUAUCAGUCGAUAGAAAGGCUUAUUGGCAAUUCAAAAUGGAUUCAGUAAAAGUUGGCGGACAAACAUUUUGUGAAAAUGGAUGUGAAGCAAUUGCAGACACUGGUACCAGUCUUAUCGCAGGUCCUUUAAAUGAAGUUCAGAAUUUGAAUAAACUUAUUGGUGCUACACCAAUUGUUGGUGGCGAAUAUAUGGUUGAUUGCCAACAAAUACCAAACUUGCCAACCAUUGAAUUCAUAUUAAACGGGAAGGUAUUUGCAUUGGAGGGAGCUGAUUAUGUUUUGAAAGUUGCUCAAAUGGGAAAGACAAUUUGUCUAUCUGGAUUUAUGGGAAUUGAUAUUCCUCCUCCAAAUGGUCCUCUAUGGAUUUUAGGAGAUGUUUUUAUUGGAAAAUUCUACACCGAAUUUGAUAUGGGAAAUGAUCGAGUGGGUUUUGCCGAAGCUGUUUAAAAUAUAAAUAUUUUUGUAAAGAAGUCUGAUAUUUUGUUUAUAAAUACUUUAAAAUCAAAGAUUAAUAAUAGUUAGAAAUU